Messenger RNA from Armigeres subalbatus, 1640 nucleotides. RefSeq names its product mannose-6-phosphate isomerase (gene Mpi). Gene Ontology annotation, biological process: GDP-mannose biosynthetic process; carbohydrate metabolic process. NCBI's taxonomy places the organism in Eukaryota, Metazoa, Arthropoda, Insecta, Diptera, Culicidae. The coding region runs from base 196 to 1407 and encodes 403 amino acids. The record is from RefSeq and is a predicted model, not a curated record. The transcript has 2 exons. Gene Ontology annotation, molecular function: zinc ion binding; mannose-6-phosphate isomerase activity. Gene Ontology annotation, cellular component: cytosol.
AACAUUUUUUUGCUGUCGUUAUUCGAUGGAACGUUUGCUUUGUUUCGUUGGCUGCCUCACGUGGGGUGGCGGGUGGUGUUGCGCGCGGUUGAUUUGCCGGAGUUCAAACAGAGGUCAUUCGACUGUGUUUACAAUUCACUUUCAGUAGUGUAUUUCGAGCGUGCUGGAGUAAUUUCAUCCCGACUAAGUUGAACCAUGGAGUUAAUCGGUAACGUGAAGAAUUAUGACUGGGGUAAGCUGGAUGUGGACUCGUACGUGGCCAAGUUAGCAUCGGCCAAUGAUGGAAAAUUUACACCGGAGGAAGGAAAGCCUUAUGCCGAACUCUGGAUGGGCGAUCACUGCAGUGGGCCAUCGCUGGUCAAGGAAAGUGGCGAAGAACUGGGCCAAUUUGUUCAAAAGGAUUUGCUGGGGAACCUCGGACCGGGAGCGAGCAAACUGUCCUAUCUGUUCAAGGUGCUGAGCAUUCGAAAGGCAUUAAGUAUUCAAGUGCACCCUAAUAAGGAAGAGGCCCAGAAAUUGCAUACCCAAUUUCCGGAUGUAUACAAAGAUCCAAAUCACAAACCGGAACUGGCCAUCGCUUUGACAGAUUUUCAGGCCAUGUGUGGUUUUCGUCCAUAUACUGAGAUUUACAAACUUCUUUCGGAUUGGUCGGAAAUCGGAGAUUUACUCGGAAAAGACGCAAUCGAGAAUCUUACAUCGGGCGGGGAAUCCGCCCUGAAGAAUCUUUACGCCUCAUUGAUGCACAGCAAACCAGAGCAACUUGAAAAAUGCAUUUCCAGCAUGGUGAACAAAAUGAAAUCCAAGAUCGUUCGUUCCGAUUUGGACAAUUUGUUCUUGCAAUUGCACAAAGACUUCCCCAACGAUGUGGGCCUUUUGUCGAUCUACUUCCUGAACGUCCUGAACCUGAAGCCCGGUCAAGCGAUCUACCUGGCCGCCAAUGUUCCCCACGCGUACAUCUCCGGCGAUUGCAUCGAAUGUAUGGCCUGUUCGGACAACGUGGUCCGAGCCGGACUGACUCCGAAAUUCAAAGAUGUGGACACCCUGCUGCGGCUGGUCAGCUACGAGGGCGCCCCGGCAGAGGAAAAGCUCUACCAACCGGUCCAGCUGGACCAGGACAGUCAACCACACACGAGAACGUUCAUUCCAACGGUGCCGGACUUUGCCGUGGCGGAGAUCAAGGUUCCCAAGGGGAUUAAUCGGUACACGGUGACAAACAGAGCGAAUGGAUGCAUUAUGCUGGUGUGCUCCGGAAAGGCCCGAUUGCGAUCGGAAACCAUCGGUGAGGUGCCGCUGGAGUUUGGGAAGAUUGUGUUUGUGCCGGCGAAAGCAGGAGGCAGUCUGGAACUGCAAAUCGUUGAUAGUGAAAGUGAAUUCGUUGCUUAUCAAGCCAUGAGUAAUGAUUUCUAGACAUGUUAUGUUUCAAUUGUGUUGUUAUGGAAGCUUAGUGGUUACGCGAUUUGGCUUUAUUAAUCAGAAGUGUUGUAGAACCGCGAGCUAAUGCUUUAUUCCAACAAAAUUUCCUGUAGAUUAUCGAAAAUAAUUUAAUUAUCAGAAGUAUUUCAUUCGAAUAUUAAUUGUAUAGUUUUACUUUAUAACAGUAUAUUCUAAAAUAAAGAAUUAUUCAUAUCUAUAAACAUGUA